This is a messenger RNA of Arachis ipaensis, 1265 nucleotides long. NCBI's taxonomy places the organism in Eukaryota, Viridiplantae, Streptophyta, Magnoliopsida, Fabales, Fabaceae. The record is from RefSeq and is a predicted model, not a curated record.
UUUCGUCAAAGAAAGAUAACUUAAACUCCCUUAACUACUUAAGGCCCAAACGAGUAGAAAAGUGGCAGGAAAAAAUCAUAAAACCAAACACAGCCUUGGAAGAAGAAGAACCCUCCUCUCCCAAACUAGAAAACCCUAGCACGCCAUUUCUCUCAUUUUGCCGUUGCUUCCUCCCUUUCUCGCCGUUCAUCAUCCCGUCGCCGGCGAAGCUGUGUUGUCAGCACGCCGUCCCGCUCGCGAGAGAAGAAGCUCGUGAACCAGCUGGUCCUCCUCGCGAGCUGUUCGCUGCCGCCGUGGGAGGUUCAUCACCAGAGACGGUCAGAGACAAUUUUUUUCACAUCUUUUUCUUUUGAGGUCCCCUUUCAGAUUAUGAUAUCUUCCAUGUUUGCCUCUAUGAAAUUAUUAAUGCUACAAGUUGAAAAAUAGUCUGCUGAAGCUGAGUCUAUAUACAUAGGGCUCUAGAUGGAUACAUCUGAGCAAGGGAACGGGGAUUAUGCUCCAAUCAGGGAUUCAGAAGAUCCACAAUUGGGAAAAUUUGACAAGCCACUUCCAUGUUUUGGCUGUGGAAUUGGAUGGUUCUCUCUUCUGUUAGGAUUUGCAUGCCCAUUGCUGUGGUAUUAUGCUACAAUUCUCUAUUUUGGAAAUUACUAUCAUAAAGACCCAAGAGAGCGUGCUGGACUUGCUGCUUCUGCAAUUGCUGCUCUAGUUUUUACAAUUGCUGUGCUGAUAGCAGUACUGGUUAUUUUCCUGUAAUUAUGGUUUCAGCUAACCUCUAUUUAUUCAAUUAAUGAAGAAAAAAAAAGAUCUGUAUAGAGCAUCAGUCUCCACACAAGGAAGGCAAGGCUAAUGCAAGGUGAAUCAAGGGUGAACCACACACAUAUAUAUGGUUGCUUCGGUGACCUUGUUAAAUUUGUGUAAACCAAAUGCGUUUGUGAUUUUUCGGUUUUGGAAGGGGAGUGAAAGGCGAACAUUAACUAUGAAUAAUUUUUAUUUCUCAAAUCUUAUUUCCACUCCCUUUUCUUCAAAAACCUUAACUCGCAAACUCAUCCGAAUAUAUUUCGACUAAGAUAUCUUUAGAUUGUUCACCCACAUUUUAGUAAGUUAAUGUAUUAUAUGUAUGUCCUUGAAUUGGGAAUCAGAGGCUAUAAAGUGUCUCAACGUGUAAAGUUAAUAUUGAUGAAUUAUGUGCAUGUAAUCCCUAAAUGGAUUUAGCUAAUAUGUGCUGUUAGGGCACAUGAUAAAGUUAUUAAAAAAGUUUUUAUAAA